Molecule: messenger RNA, 952 nt
Organism: Pangasianodon hypophthalmus (striped catfish)
Lineage: Eukaryota; Metazoa; Chordata; Actinopteri; Siluriformes; Pangasiidae
Product: pro-neuregulin-4, membrane-bound isoform
Exons: 5
Coding region: 145-441 (98 amino acids)
Biological process (GO): epidermal growth factor receptor signaling pathway; positive regulation of mitotic nuclear division; positive regulation of cell population proliferation
Source: RefSeq, a predicted model, not a curated record
UGCUUGUGUGACUCUGAGUGCCACAAUGACUUUCUUUUUGAUAUGUCACUCAGACAAGCUGAAGAAACUUACAGUCAUUCGACCUGGUAGACGCAAAAGAUAAUAACUACAUCCAGUGUGACGAGUUCAUCUGAACCUGUAAGGAUGGCAGAUCAUGGUGAACCUUGCACUGGGUCAGAUGCAUCCUAUUGCAUGAAUGGAGGAAAAUGCUUUAAAAUACCCUCUAUGUCCACGCUCACCUGUGUAUGCAAUAACAACUAUGUAGGCAGCAGGUGUGAGCAGUUCCAACUGGAGAGCAUAUCAGACAAAAGCCAUGAGACAGGCAUGAUCGCUGCUAUAGCCAUCCUCCUCAUCCUCAUCCUGCUGGUGCUGGCUGUGAUCAUCUACUACAUCUGCAAAGCGCAAAGGAAAGCAUCAAGAAGUACAAGGGACACAGCAUGAUCCCAGCAUUGAGCAGUAUGGCCAAUCUCAUUGAAGGAUAAACUGGCUUCUAAGGCAUUGUGAUAUCUUAAUACUUUCUUAAUAUUUAAAUUAAGGCAUGUAAAUAGUUUUUUUCCAAUACAUUUUGUUUUUCAAAAAUAAUUUAAUAUAUACUUAUGUCUUCAGAGUAAAAGUUAUAUUCCAGAUAAGGAAAAUGUUACAGCCAAUGUAAUACAUUUCAAAUAAAGUUAUUAUUCUUGUCAGUUUGAACCUACUGGCAAUAAAACUUUGAGGAAAAUGUCUUACCAAUGCCACGCAUAAUCAUGGAUUCUUCAAUUUUAUGCACAUACAGGCUACAAACAAUUCUCGUACAGGUUCAAAAAGAGACCAAACCAUGUAAUACAUUUUAGAUUCCACUCUUCAUUGUGACAGUGAAAAGACAAAUCAAACACCCUUUGAAUGUAAUGAUUUAAAAGACUGUACAGAUGUUUGAAAAUCAUGUCAAGAAAAUAAAAAUCUAGCAGUAUUAAUA